Molecule: messenger RNA, 2729 nt
Organism: Dichomitus squalens LYAD-421 SS1
Lineage: Eukaryota; Fungi; Basidiomycota; Agaricomycetes; Polyporales; Polyporaceae
Exons: 7
Coding region: 1-2544 (847 amino acids)
Source: RefSeq, a predicted model, not a curated record
AUGUCGCUCAGCACACUGCUCCACGUCAAAAUCCUUCGACUCUACGGGUUAGUACCUGCAGAAUGGGAUUCCUAUGUGCAAGUGAAGGUCGGCUGUAUCACGAAGAAGACGCAGAGAAGCGUGCACGGUGAUCAUGCAUACUGCAACGAAACCUUGGAGUUUCCCCUGUUUGAUACCUGGAUCACGUUCAGGGCCAUAACUAGGAAAUCACCCGGAUGGACCCACACUGUCAUAGGGGAACAUCAAGAAGACAUGGCGCUACUGUAUGAUGCGGAUGAAGGACAAGAGCUUUCUAGGACCCUGCAUGGUCCAGAUAUCCACAGAAGCCUCCGCAUUGACUUCUCUUUGAUGGUGGAGAUCAGACCGUUCAAGAUCGAACCUAUCGCAUCCCCCGUCUCAGUAGAAGACCUCUGCGAGCACAGAGACAUGGACGUAGCACCCCUAGGAGGUAUCAAGUUGGCGAACCCUCAGGAACUUGUGGCUUUGCCUAAAAGUGCUGACUCUCCAUCGAAUACGAACCCACUGACGAGAGUGACGGGCAAGAUGAGAGUUUACCUCGCAAAGUUGCUGACGCUCUGCAACAUAUGCCGUCAGUCAACAGACUCUGAAACGUGGCAAUCUAUCUCCCGCGCUGGUUCUGGGUUCGACGUAUCUAGCGCUGUUCCUGACGAUGAGCGUGAUCGAGGGGAGGCAGGCCCUCGCCAGCCCGUUCCAAACAUCGUCAGCCAACCUGACUCCCCAUCGCCAUCGACGGGAGAGCCAAUGAGGGAUCCGUCGUACAAAUGGAGGCUCAUUGACGCCAACAUCUUUGUGAGCAGUGGCGUGCUCAAGCUUGUACAAGUGUCUAGCCUGCAAGAGAAGCCAUUUGUCGCCAUCUCUUACCGAUGGACCAAGGCAGUCACCGACUGGAGGGCGCAGAUUGUGGAGUAUGGCAACGCUCACGACAGUGAUCUCAACUACGAAACGAAGCUGGCGCUCGGCUCCUUGUUCUUCUCCACCCUAACCCUGGACACUCUGAUUGACGAUGCCUCUGCGAUCGAAGGUCAGAGGUUUCUCGCACAGAUCGCUCUCAACGUCAUGAUAACCGGCUAUCAGUACUUCUGGAUGGACAUCGUCUGUAUCGACCAGGACGUCCUCGAGGAGAAGCAAUUCUUCGUUUCGAAGAUGGGAACACUAUACUCGAGUGCCGCCGCCACUCACGCAUAUCCCACCGGCACCAGUCCCCUUUCUACGUUGGAAUCACCCGAACUGUACUUCCCGAUCUGGGAGUCGAGGGCAUGGACACUCCAAGAGCAAAUUCUGUCGCGCUCCGUCACUUUUGUAUACCUCUUCGAAGGGGACAUGACUGACGAGGUCAUCGGUCUCACUCCGUCCACGACCUCCACGUCUUUGCCUCCAUGGGCACUGGGUGGCCGCAUGGUGACCCAGGCGGACGGCAUGCAGACGGAGUCAGGCAUGAUCUGCGUGCUCUGGCAGAGCACAGAGCAUAUUACGACGUGCGUUCUGGAGAACGAGUCCUGGGAUGGUGGUCUUCCUACCCACGCCUUUUUCGGGAUCGAGAUAGAGAGGCACCAACGUUGGGACAACAGUCGACGGGCCAUAGGGCGAACUAGCCUGUACAAAUCCAUCUUUGCCCUACGGCAGGGAACGUCAUCUCCCCUAGAGAAGAUAAGAACCCCCCUCAUGUUGCACGGAGGCCGCCAGGCCACGCUUGCCGUCGAUAUGCUCUACUCGAUCCUCGGAAUCUUAGACAUGGAGGAUUUUCCCGUGUCAUACUCCCUCUCCGCCGAAGACGCCCGCCUGGCUGUCUUUGAAGCGAUGCCCUCCCAGACACUGGCCUCCGUGCUCUGUACGGACUGGGGUCCUAAUAUCUCUGCCAAUCGAGACUCGGCCCUUCCUCGCAUCUACAACUCGCAUCCCAUCGUCGGCAUUACCAUGGAAGAAGUUACGAUCACCGACGCGAAGUUCUCUCGAACGAUCGGGACGACGAUGCGCGCAAGGACGGAGCGGUUUCGUGUUUGGAAAGACGUCGCGCGCAGACAGUCAAGAAGUCUCGGAGUGAUGCGUGGAAUGAUGGGCGGUGACUCUAGGCUGAUGAUCUUGUUCGCCACGAGUCUGCUCGACAACCCCCAUUGCGCCGACCUGGAUGCCUCUACAAUCCCGGACAAGGACCUCAAAGUCAUCGUCCUGGACGGUUCUAUGACGAUGACUGAUGAAGAAUACCUAGACGAAGGGUUUUUGUAUGACACGACAAUGGAGUUCGUGGAGAUCGGGGUGGGCAUCCUGUCAGCGGGAGGUUUUCCGAUGGAUAAGGAGGAUAUGCACCUCAAUACGAGGUCUGCGUUGUUGUGUUUUGGCUGCAAGAGGAACGACUCAGGCGCUCUGGAGAACCAGGGUACACGUACUUCGACGCCUGAAGUCGCGCACAUGAUGGUGAUUCUGGGUGUAUCGCAGGUUAAGAACAAAGCCAAGUGGAACAUCAAGGAACUCAACAUGAAAAUGGGAAGUGGGCUGAAGUCGGUUUGGAAGUGCUUGACACGCUGAGGAACGGUACGAGUGAGUAUGACUGAUGAGAAUGGCGUACCGAGGCCGCGAGCGGACGAUCCUUGUGCUCUCCGCAACACUUCUCGACCAUAUCCUCCACGCUGUGCAGCUGCGCAAAUGGCAAUACCAUGACAUCCAGCCGUUCCUGCGUUCGUGGGUAGAAGAGAUAGGCUCGGAGUGCCGGC